Messenger RNA from Chanos chanos (milkfish), 4634 nucleotides. It is a transcript of the gene flt1, whose product is annotated as fms related receptor tyrosine kinase 1. Gene Ontology annotation, cellular component: plasma membrane; signaling receptor complex. The record is from RefSeq and is a predicted model, not a curated record. The transcript is spliced from 30 exons. Gene Ontology annotation, molecular function: vascular endothelial growth factor receptor activity; ATP binding; growth factor binding. Lineage: Eukaryota; Metazoa; Chordata; Actinopteri; Gonorynchiformes; Chanidae. Bases 172 to 3993 code for a protein of 1273 amino acids. Gene Ontology annotation, biological process: multicellular organism development; positive regulation of kinase activity; protein phosphorylation.
CCUCGUCUAAACGGACACUAUUUCACCCAAUUCUGAUCUAUGCUAGACGCAGGAGCGGAGAGAAGAAGCGCAGUGAGGUGGUUGAAUUCUCUGAAGGAUCUGAAUUACAGCCCUUAACGACUCUGGUUAUAAGUAUAUAUUUCCCUUGAAGGAGACCGUGUCGCUGAGAAAAUGAUAAAUAUAGUAAUAUUGAUGCUCUGUGGACUGUUUGACAUCGCGCAGGCAAAAGACGCUGAGUCCAAAGCUCGGUUCAGUUCUCCAGAGCUGGAUGUGACUGAGCGGCAGCUGGUACUGCAGGCCAGGCAGACUCUCCAGCUAAACUGCACGGGACGCUGGGCACUGCAGUGGACGCUGCCUGCAGGCGUAGACAAAUCGUCCCCUGACGUCCGGAUCGAGGAGUCUCACUGCGGGAAACGGGACCAGCAGUUCUGCAGCCGGCUCACCAUCGCUUCGGCUUUGGCCUCUCACACUGGAGCCUACCGCUGCAAAUACCUCCUCAAACAGCAAAAACAAAUCUCCCUUUACGUCUAUGUCACAGAUAGCCAGCAACCGUUUGUCAGAGCUGAGUCUGAGAUCCCAGACGUGGUCUACAUGAAAGAGGGUCAGCCCUUAACGUUCCCCUGCAAGGUCACGGCGCCUGCCACGGUCGUCUCCCUGAUCAAGUUUCCUGGACAGCGGCUGGAGCCAGAUCAGGAGAACAUCAUCUGGAACAGCAGGAAGGGCUUCAUCGUUCGUAAUCCCACCUACCGUUUCAUCGGCCUGUUUACCUGUGAGACCACUGUUAACGGAGUCAAACACACAAACAAAUUUGUGACUCACAGACCAGUUAACAAGAUCCUGGAUGUGUAUUUGAACAGCAGCAGGUUGGUCGAAGCCCUGCAGGGCGAGAAGCUGGCCUUGAACUGCACCGUGACCGCUGAGUGGAACUCCAGAGUGUCCAUCAGCUGGAGUUACCCGGGAAAGACCAACGGUUCAGCCUCCAUCACCAGACGCAUAACGCGAAGCAGGACCAGCGUGGUGUUCUACAGCGUUCUGACCAUCGCUCGGCUACGCAAGGCCGACCGUGGUGUUUACACCUGCAACGUGAGCAGUGGUCCGGCAAAGCGUCAAGCGAGCACAACCGUCGUCAUCUACGACCAGCCCUUCAUUCGGCUCAAACACAGACACGGUUCUGUAGUGCAGACUGUCGCGGGGCAGAAAUCCUAUCGACUUUCCCCGAAACUGAGAGCUUUCCCCGUUCCAGAAGUGAUCUGGCUGAAGGAUGGCAUGGUAGCGGCGGAACGCUGCUCCCGUUACCGUGUCGACGGGUACUCCUUAGUGAUCCGAGAUGUUGCCGAGGAGGAUGCAGGGGUUUAUACCAUCCUCACUGGAAUUCAGCAGUAUGGAAUUUUCCGGAACCUCACAAUCUCAUUGGUGGUGAACGUAAAACCCCGGAUAGGAGAGAAAGCUGUGUCCGUGAGUGACCCAGGAGCAGUGCCCCGUGGGAGCAGACAGGCCCUACACUGCACCUCCCACGGAGUCCCCCCACCCCAAAUCCAAUGGCUCUGGCACCCCUGUCCCCCAAAAGGCCUGUGCGAGAACUUUUUUUCUUCCUCUUGGAGCGCAGUGAGAGAGACCGCGGAGGUCACGUCAACACACAACCCUAUCCUGCGUGUUAGUCACAGACGGGAUGUUCUUCAGGGGAAGAAUAAGACUGUGGGAGUCCUGACAGUGGCCGAGGCGCUUGUCUCUGGUGUGUAUCGCUGCGUUGCCUCUAAUGCUCUGGGCAGAGAUAACCUGGAUGUGGGAUUCUAUGUCACAGAUGUUCCUGGAGGCUUUAGCGUCACUUUGGAGGAGGAGCCUCAGGAGGGCAGGAACCUUCACCUGUCCUGUGUGGCCAAUAAGCACCUGUAUACGCAGCUCUCCUGGCACAAAGUGAAAAACAGCACCGAAGCCACGCCCACAGGCUCGGGAUUGGCCAGUGAGUUGACCGUGGGACGGUACUCCCUCACUCUGCGGUUGUUGCUAAGAAACUUAACAUCUCAGGAUUCUGGAACCUACCGAUGCUCCACUCACCACCUGCUCACCAGAGAAACGAGCCACCUGGAGACCCAUGUGGACGUCACAGUUCUGGAGGCUCCUGUGUUGCUACAGAACCUGACUGACUCCAAGGUGAAUGUCAGCAGCUCUGUCACUCUCAGCUGCCCCGCCCACGGUGUGCCACGCCCACUCAUCACAUGGUACAAGGACCAAAGGAAGCUUCAGCAGUCAUCUGGUAUCAUUCUGGCUCCAGAGGGCGGGACUCUACACAUUGAUCGAAUCACAGUUGAAGACCAAGGCCUGUACACCUGCCAGGCAUCCAAUGAGAGAGGCACAGUGGAGAGCUCCGCCUACGUUUGGGUUGACAGUUCGUCUGAGUCUCUCUCUCUGGAGAUUCCCACGCUGGCAUGUACUUGUGUGGUGGCCACACUCUUCUGGCUGUUACUCACACUCCUCAUUCGCAAACUCCGACAGCCAAGCUCAGUGGAAACCAAACCAGAGUACCUGCCAAUCAUCUUGCAUCCAGGGGAGGGGCCAUUGGAUGAGCAAUGUGACAGAUUACAGUAUGACCCCGCCGAGUGGGAGUUCCCUCGAGAAUGUCUCCAACUGGAGAAAUUACUUGGAAGAGGAGCAUUUGGCAAAGUGAUGCAGGCAUCCGCCUUUGGCAUCGGAAACUCCAACAGCUGCUCCACUGUGGCGGUCAAAAUGCUGAAAGAGGGCGCCACAGCCAGCGAGCACAAAGCCUUAAUGACCGAGCUGAAGAUCCUAAACCACAUCGGCCAUCACCUGAACGUCGUCAACUUGCUGGGAGCGUGUACCAAACCAGGAGGGCCUCUGAUGCUGAUUGUGGAAUACUGCAAAUAUGGAAACCUCUCGGCAUACCUGAAGAGCAAGAGAGAAGUGUACAGGGUGAAUGGAGAUCAGGAAAAACAUGAGAGCUGUUUGGUGCAUGAGAGAUUCAGCCCUGGUUUUGGGAAGGAGGGAGACACUCUCUCUAUCUCUGUGAAGCCUUUACUGCUGGAGGACUUGAUCUCUUACAGCUUCCAGGUGGCACGGGGCAUGGAGUUUCUGGCCUCACGCAAGUGUAUUCAUCGGGACCUGGCUGCCCGGAACGUCCUCUUGUCUGAGAAUAACGUGGUGAAGAUCUGUGACUUUGGCCUCGCUCGAGAUGUUUACAAAGAUCCCGACUACGUCCGCAAAGGCGAUGCAAGGUUGCCGCUGAAGUGGAUGUCUCCAGAAUCCAUUUUUGACAAGGUCUUCACCACCCAGAGUGACGUCUGGUCCUACGGCGUUCUCCUAUGGGAGAUUUUCUCCCUGGGAGCAUCACCGUACCCAGGACUGAAUAUUGACGAGGAGUUCUGCCACCGCCUGAGGCAGGGGACACGCAUGCGAGCACCAGAGUACAGCACUCCAGAAAUUUAUAACACUAUGCUAGCCUGCUGGGAGAACAACCCUGCUGACAGACCCACCUUCUCUGGGUUAGUGAAGACGCUGGGAGACCUGCUACAGGAACGGGUUCAACUGGAUGGGAAAGAUUAUAUUCCCCUAAACACAUUCCUCAAAGGGGACAGUGAUGCUCUUCCCCAGCAGAACGACUACAGAGACACCAGCCAGAGAACAGGGAACUCUGGCUAUAUCAACACCAGAAGAAUUGAAAACAGCACAUUUGAGGAGGCGCCAAACAGGGAAAUUUCUGACGAAAGUCAGACUGACAGUGGAAUGGUGCUUCCAUCUGAGGAGUUUCUUAAGCUAAAAUGGAGUGAAAAGUUUAAACACGACACGCUGUCCAAGUUGCCGACUGUGGGGAAGUGCUCUGACUCGGUGGUGCCUGUCAUAGGGCUGGGCUGCAUGAACAGCGCCCCCUGUGGCAUGGCUGAGAAUGAACUGGCCGUUAUCCAACAUAACUGCGACUCGGAGUCACGCUGCUCCCCUCCUCCCGGCUAUGACUCCGCACUCCUCUGCCCCUCUCUCUAACACACACACACACACGCUAUUGUUUUCCUGGGCUACUUUAUAUCGUUACCGUUAUCAUUUUUUCACAUCAAUAUGUCUCUCAUACUUUCUCAUAUCAACGCUUUUCAAGUUAGAAAGAGAUUUACCCCUUUGUUAUAUAUACCACUACAUAUAACAGUCAUUUAUACUUUAAAUUUGAAUCCAUUUUUUUUUUUUUGGCAUUAUUUUGUAUAUUAGAUCAACAGCUUCAGUUAAGCUCAAUAUAGCUACCUCACGUUUCCCUUUUCCUCCAUCAGUACAUGUUAUCUAAACUCUAACGUUUCACUGCGGUAAAAACGUGACUGUUACUUUUUUUUUUUUAAGGUAAACUUAAAUCUGAAGUCUUUAAAAACUGGUUACACUAGAGGGCGCUAUCUAAGCUACUUCUUUAAGCUAGGGCGGGGAAUGCCAACAAUGAAGUGGACAUGUGAAUCAGCACAAGUGCCCUCUUGUGGCAUAUGCUGGUAAUGUACGUGUCUUUAAGAUGACUGCAUUAAGAUCACGCCUAUAAAGUCUCGGACGCUAUACAGGGUUACCUUCGUGUUUGAUUGUGCAUCUCUGACUGUCAGAGCAUAUAUAACAAUAUAUUUAUUAAUCCACCAUGCUGUAUGUUAUCAAAACUA